CGAGGCGGGUGCCGUCGGUCCCGCGCUGCGCGCUCCCUUCCGCGUUCCGCCGUCUGCCCCGCCUGGCAACCCGGCCCUGCUCGGGGGCCGCUAGCCAUGGCCGGAGUGCCCUGGACACAGCGCUGACGGCGGCUGGCGGAGUGCGCCAUGCCCAGCAGGACCGACCCCAAGAUGGACCGGAGCGGCGGCCGCGUCCGUCUGAAGGCGCACUACGGCGGGGACAUCCUGAUUACCAGCGUGGACCCCACGACAACUUUCCAGGACCUCUGUGAGGAAGUGCGAGACAUGUGUGGCCUGCACCAGCAGCACCCACUCACCCUCAAGUGGGUGGACAGUGAAGGUGACCCUUGUACUGUGUCCUCACAGAUGGAGCUGGAGGAGGCCUUCCGCCUGGCCUGUCAGGGCAGGGACGAAGUGCUCAUCAUCCACGUUUUCCCAAGCAUCCCAGAACAACCGGGCAUGCCUUGUCCUGGAGAAGACAAGUCCAUCUACCGCCGUGGAGCCAGAAGAUGGAGGAAGCUAUACCGAGCCAACGGCCACCUCUUCCAAGCCAAGCGCUUUAACAGGAGAGCGUACUGUGGCCAGUGCAGCGAAAGGAUAUGGGGCCUCGCGAGGCAGGGGUACAGGUGCAUCAACUGCAAGCUGCUUGUCCAUAAACGCUGCCACGUCCUCGUCCCGCUGACCUGCAGGAGGCAUAUGGAUUCUGUCAUGCCUUCCCAAGAGCCUCCAGUAGAUGACAAGAACGAUGGUGUAGACCUUCCUUCAGAAGAAACUGAUGGAAUUGCUUAUAUUUCUUCAUCUCGGAAACAUGACAAUAUCAAAGAUGAUUCUGAGGACCUUAAGCCUGUCAUCGAUGGGGUGGAUGGGAUCAAAAUCUCUCAGGGGCUGGGGCUGCAAGACUUUGACCUCAUCAGAGUCAUCGGGCGUGGAAGCUAUGCCAAGGUCCUCCUGGUGCGGUUGAAGAAAAACGACCAGAUUUACGCCAUGAAGGUGGUGAAGAAGGAGCUCGUCCACGACGAUGAGGAUAUCGACUGGGUGCAGACAGAGAAGCACGUGUUCGAGCAGGCAUCCAGCAACCCCUUCCUGGUUGGCUUACACUCCUGCUUCCAGACAACGAGCCGGUUGUUCCUGGUCAUCGAGUAUGUCAACGGGGGGGACCUCAUGUUCCACAUGCAGAGGCAGAGGAAGCUUCCAGAGGAACACGCCAGGUUCUAUGCUGCUGAGAUCUGUAUCGCUCUCAACUUCCUACAUGAGAGAGGGAUCAUCUACCGGGACCUAAAACUGGACAACGUCCUCCUCGAUGCCGAUGGACACAUUAAGCUGACGGACUACGGCAUGUGCAAGGAAGGCCUAGGCCCCGGCGACACAACAAGCACUUUUUGUGGAACCCCGAACUAUAUCGCCCCCGAAAUCCUGCGAGGAGAAGAGUACGGGUUCAGCGUGGACUGGUGGGCGCUGGGUGUCCUUAUGUUUGAGAUGAUGGCUGGGCGCUCCCCCUUUGACAUCAUCACAGACAACCCUGACAUGAAUACUGAAGACUACCUUUUCCAAGUUAUCCUGGAAAAGCCAAUUCGGAUUCCCCGUUUCCUGUCUGUCAAGGCCUCACACGUCUUGAAAGGAUUUUUAAAUAAGGAUCCCAAAGAGAGGCUUGGCUGCCGGCCGCAGACUGGGUUUUCCGACAUCAAGUCCCAUGCCUUCUUCCGAAGCAUAGACUGGGACCUGCUCGAAAAGAAGCAGACCCUGCCUCCCUUCCAGCCCCAGAUCACAGAUGACUAUGGCCUGGACAACUUCGACACGCAGUUCACCAGCGAGCCCGUACAGCUGACCCCAGAUGAUGAGGACGUCAUAAAGAGGAUCGACCAGUCCGAGUUCGAAGGCUUCGAGUACAUCAACCCGCUUCUGCUGUCUGCUGAGGAGUCCGUGUGAGGCCAUGAGCAUCUCUGUUGUGGACACGUCUGUGAAUGACCCUGUCACUUUACCCUUAACUACAGCAUAUGCAUGCCAGGCCAGACACCGAGGCUCCAAGCAGCCAGAGAGGGAUGCUGGCCACCAAGACCGCAGAGGGGGCACCCAACAGGCACUUCUAGACAGAGCAAUCUCUUGUGUCCAGGCCCCAGAGGCUGGCUUUGUGCUGGAAGGAACCACUUCCUGUGCCCGUGGCGGCCCUACCAGAGGGUGAGACAGCCAUGCCGUCUUGAAAGGCGCACAUCUUCCACAGAGACAGAACUCGAUGCACUGAUCCGCUCCAGGAAAAGUUAGCGUGUAAUGCCCUGAGGAAUAAAGUGUACUGAUGAUGUCGAAGCUUCCUCUGAUGCCUUUUUUCUGUGGCACCCGCCUGAUGUCCCCAAUGCAGCCCCCCACACGAGGAGGAGCUGCGCUUUCCAAGCAGGCAGAACGUAGGCAGGGGACGGGCACCCAAGUGCCUGCAGGGAUGUUGUGCUGCAACAAGAAUUGUUACAGAUUCGGAACGUUUUCUAAAUCCCGGUAAGUUCUGUUGUUAAUAUUUAACAAGUAUUUUCAUACCUAGGGCAGCUAACCGUGGUAGGCUGAAGCCGAAGGGACACCCCGGCCAGGUUGGUGGCGCUGUUCCCACCAGCCCAGCCCGUUCGGACUCUGAAGGGGGGGAAAUUGGAUCACGGAGAUUCUAAAACAUUGCUCACC
This is a messenger RNA of Rattus norvegicus (Norway rat), 2661 nucleotides long. It is a transcript of the gene Prkcz, whose product is annotated as protein kinase C, zeta. The record is from RefSeq and is marked validated. NCBI's taxonomy places the organism in Eukaryota, Metazoa, Chordata, Mammalia, Rodentia, Muridae. Gene Ontology annotation, molecular function: protein serine/threonine kinase activity; ATP binding; diacylglycerol-dependent serine/threonine kinase activity. Gene Ontology annotation, cellular component: endosome; membrane; cytoplasm.